UACUUCUCACAGGCUCCAUUCUCUUUUUCGGUUAGCCAUCCUUAUUAGUCUAUUAGUCUGUGAUCGAAGCAGAAGACGUUAUCUCAGAUCAUCGAAAAUUUUACAGUAAAAUUCGUUUCUUAUUCUAAUAACUGUUUUUUACCCACUAUCGCUUUCACUCGAAUUCACAAUCACAUCCUUUCUGCUGAAAUAAUUGUAGUUCUACAAAGUGCCAAUAAAACAUGGCUCCUUCUGCGAACUCGGAAGAUGCUCUUGCAAAAACAUUUGACUCGUGUGUUGCUGAUACAAUAAUCAAAAUCGGAGGAGGAAUGGCCACUGGUGUGCUGUUCUCAUUGUUUUUGUUUAAGCGGAAAUCAUGGCCUGUUGUUUUUGGAGUUGGAGUUGGAGCAGGAAUGGGUGCUUCUAACUGCCAAUACAAGUUGAAUGUCCCUUUUAUGGUUAGGGCUGAUCAAAUCAAGCUAUAAACAAAUUUCCUGUAUAGGUUAUGGGGACAACAGCUAAUGUAAAGGAUUCAUCUUCUGAAAUUCUUGUUUAAUUUUCUCACAGAUUUAUUGAUUAGUUUCAUCAUGGAAAAUACAUGGUGUUGUAGUUCCUGA
Daphnia pulicaria is the source of this 596-nucleotide messenger RNA. Its product is annotated as MICOS complex subunit Mic10-like. The coding region runs from base 222 to 464 and encodes 80 amino acids. The record is from RefSeq and is a predicted model, not a curated record. Gene Ontology annotation, cellular component: MICOS complex; mitochondrion; mitochondrial inner membrane. Lineage: Eukaryota; Metazoa; Arthropoda; Branchiopoda; Diplostraca; Daphniidae. The transcript is spliced from 4 exons.